GCAUGGCUAGUGUCUCGUCUUCGAUUUUCGAUAAUUGGAAAGGCUUCUGCGCACUGGAAGAAUUUCCGUGGAAAAGUUUGAUGAAAAGAUUGCUCACCAAAGAAAAUUUUGACUUUUAAUAAGGCUAGAAAUGUCAGACAGAAUCACAGAAUCUGCUAGUUUAUAUUCAAUUGCCUCUGACUCGCGUUAUGAGCAUUUGCUGUACGAGUUAGAGACCAAUGACACUAGCAGCGUUGGAUUGGUCAUAAGGGCCAUUUACGAUGGCGACGAGCACAAGAGUUUCAUGGAGAAGCUGGAUGCACGGAUCAAAACGCAUGACAAGGACAUCGAGAAAAUGUGCAAUUUCCACUAUCAGGGCUUCAUCGACUCAAUCAGGGAACUCCUCCAAGUCAGGACCCAGGCCCAAAAGUUAAACGAAGGCGUUGUGGGAAUAAACACGGAAAUUCGAAGCUCGGCUGCUGCUUUGGCAGCAAAGGGUGAGGAGUUGUGUAAGGCGAGAAAAACCGAACACAACAUUGCCACGGCCAUCGAGAGCCUCUCCUUGUGUCUUCCUGUUCUCACAACCUAUGCAAAGCUGCAGAAGCAGAUGGCUGAAAAGCGAUACUACCCUGCCUUGAAAACGCUGGAAAUGCUGGAGCAUCAGUACUUACCCCGUGUGGCUAAUUACAGAUUCUCACAACAAAUGAGAGAAAACAUUCCAAUUCUCCGUGAAAAUAUCAAGGAUGCUUCGAUGUCUGAACUGAAAGACUUUUUGGAAAACAUUCGAAAGCUUUCCCCGAAAAUUGGGGAGGUUGCUAUGAAACAUACCAAUGAGCUGCUAGCUAGUGAUCCUGUUGCAGUCGUCAGGAAAAAGAAGCGGCAAGCCCCUGCGCCCCCAAACCCUUUUACAGGGGAGGUUGAGCAGAACUUCAAGAACGUGUCUCUUGAUGCAAGUUUAGACGGCGAUGACGAUUUGAGUGCUCAAGAUAUGAUCGAUUUUUCACCAGUUUACAGGUGUCUUCAUAUUUACACUGUGCUAGGAUUAAGAGAUCUCUUUGAGGACUACUAUCGGAAGCAAAGAAAGAAGCAGGCCCUGUUGGUCAUUCAGCCCCCAACAAAUAUGCAUGAGAGUGUUGCGGAGUACAAAACCUACAUUCACGCUAUAGUCGGAUUCUUUGUCAUCGAAGACCACAUUUUAAAUACAGGCAAUGGCCUAGUCACUAGGAGUUACUUGGACGAAGUUUGGUCAAUGGCAUUAACAAGCAUCGUCAAUGCUCUGCGGACACACACUGCUUACUGCACAGACGCCACAUUGAUGCUGAAAAUCAAAUACCUGAUAAUGAUUUUUAACAAUACACUGAGAAACUAUGGCUACUCUGUCGUCCAACUGACGGAACUUCUGGCUGAGAUCCGUGAGCACUACAAUGAAGUUCUUAUGCAGCGGUGGGUCCAGGUGUUCAGAGAAAUUCUAGAUGAAGAGAGUUUUUUGCCGAUAGAGGUCCAAACGAGUGAUGAAUUUGACGAUAUAGUCAACAAUUUCCCUUUUGUGGAUGAUGGUUUACAGCAAAAGCCGUUCCCUAAACUAUUUCCAUUUUCCUCCAUGGUUCCAAAAGUUUAUCAGCAAGUCAAAGAGUUUAUUUAUGCAUGUUUGAAGUUUUCAGACGACUUGAACUUGAGUCACGAAGAGGUGUGUGAAAUGAUCCGAAAGUCAACAAAUCUUCUUUUGACUCGUACAUUCAGUGGUUGUCUCUCGUCAAGUUUUCGAAAACCUAGUCUUGGGCUACUGCAAAUGGUUCAGAUCAUUUUAGACACUGGCUACUUAGAACAAGCAACAGUAUAUCUUGAGGAAUUCGUUGCCAACAUCACAGGAGCCCACGUCGAAGCUCAGUUUGUGUCCAGAAAUGGCCCACCAGCUAUGUUUCGAGUUGCCCGAGCAGAUGCUGAGCAGCAGAUUAUUGAAAAGCUUCAAAAGAAGCUUGAUGAAUUUAUGGAGCUGGAAAAUUAUGACUGGAUGCUAGGUGAGCCACAAGGACAUGCUUCAAGUCACAUCGCCGACAUGAUUGCUUAUUUGCAAAGCACCCUACAAGCCUUCAAUCAAUUGCCAGUGGCGGUUGCACAAAAAACGUGCAAAGCAGCAUGCCAGCAUUUAGCAGAUGGAAUGCUUCAUCUGUUAUUACAAGAGGAGGUUCGACAAGUCUCUUUAGGAGCUCUCUCGCAACUUAACUUGGAUAUAAUACAAUGUGAACAAUUUGCUGCUUCUGAGCCAGUGCCGGGUAUUGAGGAAGACGCUUGUCUGCAGUAUUUUGCAGAAAUGAGACAACUUCUAGAUCUGGUCAUGACAUGGGACUGGCCAACUUACUUCCACGAUUAUGGUCAAGAGACGAGCAAAUAUCCGAAUGUCAAUCCUAACAAUGCCAUCAUUUUGCUUGAAAAAAUGAGGGAAGCGGACAAAAAGACUGUGUUUGCAGUUUUGAAGAAGAGUGAGAGAGACAAGAAGAAAUUAUUGGAGACGGUCUUAAAACAACUGCGCCAGCUGGCUUCAGCUCCAAUUCAGCCCUAGAUAAAAUAAUGGCUUAACCAAAGAAAGCAUUUCUUGUUAUCUAAAGCCUCUUAUCCCUUGUUAAAUUCAUUCUAGAUAUCAUAUAAUUUAAAGUUUUUUUUUAGAAAUAGUAUUUUAUAAAAGUGCCUUAACAGCUAAAUAAAUUAUACUUUGUUAGCAGAAAAUAAUAUAGAAUAAAGCUGGAAUAAAGAAACUAUAAGUGACG
Messenger RNA from Neocloeon triangulifer, 2744 nucleotides. It is a transcript of the gene Sec15, whose product is annotated as exocyst complex component 6. The transcript is spliced from 16 exons. Gene Ontology annotation, cellular component: membrane; exocyst. Gene Ontology annotation, biological process: Golgi to plasma membrane transport; intracellular protein transport; exocytosis. Bases 131 to 2539 code for a protein of 802 amino acids. NCBI's taxonomy places the organism in Eukaryota, Metazoa, Arthropoda, Insecta, Ephemeroptera, Baetidae. The record is from RefSeq and is a predicted model, not a curated record.